CAGACACUAUUGCCAGACCACGUCACAUGAGACCGUAAGGUCCUGUGCGAUGUGAUUUAGAACGUCAGUGGUAAAGAGACUGUGAGAUGGAUGUACCGGGUAAACAGUGACGCACGAGUUGAUGGAAUUUACUGAAAGCCGGUGAACGUUACGUAGGUAUUUCCUAAAACCGAGACUUUAAAAUCCCGAUCACAAGACCCGCGGAGUCCAGUACUAGGCAAAGCCUCCGGAGAGGGCAUAUGAUGGACAGCGAUGAUGAGUUGGUGGAUAUCUCGGAUGCUUCGGUUGACUUCAGUGAAGAUGUGCCUCCUCUGGACUUCAGCGCCGGCCGCUGUAAAGUGGAGUGGGUACAGAACAGUAGUCCUAAACUGAUGGAUCUGCUGGAUGAGAAUGUUCCUGGAAUUGGUACAUAUGAGGACUUCAACACCAUCGACUGGGUUAGAGAGAAGUCCAAAGACAGAGACCGGCACAGAGAGAUUACCAACAAGAGCAAACAGUCCACACUAGCCCUGCUGCUCAGCGUCAGUGAUGCUUUCUCCGGUUGGCUUUUAAUGCUCCUCAUUGGACUCAUGUCAGGGGCCUUGGCUGGAGGUAUAGACAUUGCUGCCCAUUGGAUGACAGACCUGAAGGAAGGCGUGUGCCUUAAUGGGUUCUGGUUUAAUCAUGAACACUGUUGCUGGACAUCCAAUGAAACCACUUUUCAGGAAAGAGACAAGUGCCCUCAGUGGAGAAGCUGGGCGGAGCUCAUGGUUGGAGUCAAUGAGGGGACCAGUGCAUAUGUGGUGAAUUACCUGAUGUAUGUGUGCUUGGCUCUUCUCUUUGCCUUCCUGGCCGUGAGUCUUGUCAGAGCGUUUGCCCCGUACGCCUGUGGUUCAGGAAUACCAGAGAUCAAGACCAUCCUGAGUGGUUUCAUAAUUCGAGGGUACCUGGGAAAGUGGACUCUGAUCAUAAAGACCAUCACACUGGUGUUGGCCGUCUCUUCUGGCCUCAGUCUGGGAAAAGAGGGCCCGCUGGUCCAUGUCGCCUGCUGCUGCGCAAAUAUCCUCUGCCAUUUCUUCACCAAAUACCGUCGAAACGAGGCCAAGAGACGAGAGGUUUUGUCUGCAGCGUCUGCAGUGGGUGUGUCAGUUGCAUUUGGUGCUCCUAUUGGAGGGGUGCUGUUCAGUCUGGAGGAGGUCAGCUACUACUUCCCUCUGAAGACUCUCUGGCGUUCGUUCUUCGCCGCUCUAGUUGCUGCGUUCACGCUUCGCUCCAUCAAUCCCUUCGGCAACAGUCGCUUGGUCCUCUUCUACGUGGAGUUCCACACUCCCUGGCAUCUUUUAGAGCUCUUACCUUUCGUUCUUCUGGGCAUCUUCGGCGGUCUCUGGGGGGCUUUCUUCAUUCGAGCUAACAUUGCCUGGUGUCGUAAGCGGAAGACCACUCGGCUUGGCCACUACCCUGUGCUGGAGGUUCUGGUGGUGACGCUGGUGACAGCGCUGCUAGCGUUUCCAAACGAGUACACGCGGAUGAGCAGCAGUGAACUCAUCUCUGAACUCUUCAAUGACUGUGGACUGCUGGACUCCGCUAAGCUUUGCGACUACACCGGCAAAAGCGGAAACGUACUGGGAAAUGUUACCGCUGUCAAUGGCUCUAAUGGCUUGGCAGACCGACCUGCGGGACCAGGGCUCUACACGGCCAUGUGGCAGCUAGCGCUUGCUCUGCUCUUCAAGAUGUUCAUCACUGUGGUUACAUUUGGCAUGAAGGUGCCAUCCGGACUGUUCAUACCCAGUAUGGCGGUGGGUGCCAUAGCUGGAAGACUUCUUGGUGUGGGCAUGGAGCAGCUGGCCAUCUACCACCACGACUGGCCGGUUUUCAGAGGCUGGUGCUCUCCCGGAGCAGACUGCAUCACGCCAGGCCUGUACGCCAUGGUGGGCGCGGCAGCCUGUCUGGGUGGUGUGACCCGGAUGACCGUCUCUCUGGUGGUCAUCAUGUUCGAGCUGACGGGCGGUUUAGAAUACAUCGUGCCCCUCAUGGCUGCCGCUAUGACCAGCAAAUGGGUUGCGGACGCUCUGGGUCGUGAGGGCAUCUACGAAGCUCACAUCCGUCUCAAUGGUUAUCCCUUCCUGGAGCCAAAAGAGGAAUUCCACCACAAGACUCUUGCCGUAGAUGUGAUGAGGCCACGGCGGAGCGACCCGCCUCUCUCUGCGCUAAGAGAAAGUGGAAUGACGGUGGAAGAUGUGGAGAGGCUGAUCUCAGACACCACCUACAGUGGCUUUCCUGUGGUGAUCACGCAGGAGUCGCAGAGACUGGUGGGCUUUGUAUUGAGGAAGGAUCUGGUUAUAUCUUUAGAAAAUGCUCGGAGAUAUCAAAACGGUGUUGUCAGUGUGUCUGCAGUACUGUUCACUGAAUGUGAUCCGGCCUCAUCGCCAAACGCUCUCCCUGCAGUAAAACUGCGCAGCAUUCUAGACCUCAGCCCCUUUACUGUAACUGUGCACACGCCCAUGGAAAUUGUGGUGGACAUCUUCCGUAAGCUCGGCCUGCGGCAGUGUCUGGUCACACAGAAUGGGCGUUUGCUGGGAAUCAUUACUAAAAAGGACAUUCUGAAACACAUGGCGCAGAUGGCCAACAGAGACCCAGAUUCUAUCCUUUUCAACUAAAGACUGCCAGGAUACUUUAGAAAUAACACACACGCACACCAAGGGCUGAAUCAUUCUGGGAUGAGGAUGAUGAAACAUCUGUGUGUGUGUGUGUGUGUGUGUGUGUGUGUGUGUGUGUGUGUGUGUGUGUGUGUGUGUGUGUGUGUGUGUGUGUGUGUUUUAUUGAGCUAUUACAGAAAGGUGCGAGAGUGGCCUGAGGCAGCGUUUUGCUGCAGUACAACAUAGACAUGUUUCGACAGGAGCUGGAGGUUCGGUGGAACAUUAGUUUAUCCUGAGGCUAAAGACACAGUUAAUGUGAAAAUGUUGUCCUCUCACCUCUGGAAAUCUCAUCUGAACCCUAAAACGAACCAUCAGGACUCGUGUACCUCACCUAACUUCCUGUGUACAACAAAUGCUUUUUUUUGUACUCGCACGUGGACUCAAAUUUGUGAGUCAACAUGUCUUUAAACUGUUUAUUUAUUUAUGGUGCACUUGUCAUCCCUGGAGUGACGUCUGACCUGAAGAGGAACUUCAGAAGGGUGAGAACAUUCCUGAGAUGAUCUGAUGAUGUCGUGCCCGAACCUGUGUGUGUGAAGCGAUCCCUGUGGGAAGAUGUGCUGGCCUUUUGUAGAAAUGCAUUUGAUUGAGUGGCGAAAUGAGUGUAUCAUAUUAGAAAAUUGCUCAUUGCUGUCAUACAUACUAACAAAAUGCACUCGGUAGACCGGUUACUCACUCUUUAAGACGUCAAAAAUGGGGUUUUGAAGUUCUGGUUGUUUUCGCGUGCCGCUCUUGAAGUGUUUGUGGACAUCAGCCAGUGUUCAUUUUAAAGGUGCCUUAACGUCAUGCAUUGUAUUGAAGUGACCUGCUUGCCUUUUUUGUUUCUGUCCUUCGCUUUGUGUUCUCUCACAACACUGAGCCUAUUGGUCUUGACCCGUGGCACACUUUGUCCAAAAUGUAACUAAUAUUACCAAUUUCUAAUCAGCCGCAGUUCUUUAUUGUAACCACCAGGAGUCAGUAUCUCACAGAGUGUGUCUGUUCUUUACGUGCGUCAUUGACUCUUGGCCGGGUCUGCAUAUCGGGUUGGCUACAGCAUGCUUGCACGCUUUGGGGACUCUUGACAAUCCCUUGACGUCUCUGUACUGAUGUCUGAGCAUCCGGACCCCUCGGUGCUCUAUGUGAUGAUGUGAUGAUGAUGAUUCUGCACCUGUUCACACUGAGAUUCUGUUACCUCCACUGCAUUUCCCAUGAUGACCGCGAUGGUGUCCUCGCGCGACCUCUGUGAAGCAUCUCAUCACGUCAUGAGGAUCAGAUCGUGACAAGAUUCUCCCUGUACUCCCUUGAUUUUUAUGUACUGCAGUCCCCUUCCUUGGCAUUCUUGCUCGACCCCCUCCCCCCAUUCGUUUCUGACCAUGUUUAUGGCCUAUUAAACGUCUUUUCGUGCCUGUUCUAAUCACCCUCCAGCUUUCUCUUCUCCUGCUCGCCGUAAUUCCCGAGAGCUGGAUUCGGGGCAGGGAGGUCGUAGAGGGCUAUUGUUCCCGUUCGCUACUGGUCGUCUGGGCUUCCGGUCGCCAGGAUGUCUCUCUACCGCUUCCAUCGGAGCGCCGUCACGCAGCCCAGACCAGGCCUUCCACUCUUAGAAAGGCAAUUUCCGGUGUUUAAACAACGGCCAAUUCUACGCUGUUAUAAUAGAGCAGGGAAAAAAGAAAUUCUUGAGCUCUGAUUACUGAAAGUAAAAGUGUGUGUGUACAGUAUAUGUGUGUAUUUGUAUGGGGACGGGGGGAUUAGGGCAUUCUUUUCAGCCUCCUAGGAAAACAUGGGAAUAUGGAAGCAAAGGAGAAAAGGUUAAUUAAACAGUGUUCAGUGGUCGGUGGAAGGGUCCUUUCACAAAGGGUCCCUUCUGUGUCACACGGGGGUUAUUGGAGAGACUUGGCAGGAAGGGCUUGCACUCAUUCCUGCAGUCCGGGUGGGUGCUGAGCCUAUCUGCGCUGUAACCCAACACUUGAUUGGUGUAUAAGGAGCCGAGCCAGGACCAAAUGAAAUGCUGUAAUGUAAAACAGGACAUGCCAUAGACAGCUAUGUUCUUAUCUACAGAAAUUUUGCUUCCACCUUCUGUGUGGAUUUGGGCUUUAAUACUUUGUCUUUUAACCGCUGGUAAAACUUCACCUGUUAGAAGUAAUUGUUGGUCACCAACAGGCUGUUUAAACUCAAGAAAGCAAACAAGUAAACGGUUGUUUAGGUGUCGUUUACUUGAGAAUGUGCCUGCCAUUCCUAUACAAAUACACAGUUUAGUAAGUACACAUGCUUUUUACGGGUGUCGAGCGCGUUAACGAUGUUGAUCCGAAGAAACGUGAACGUUUCACGUGAAACGUGAACGAAGCAAAAAAGUGCACAGUAAGAAAUAUAAAUAUGCAUAAUAAUUUAUUCCAAAGCAGAUGAUGGAUUUGUUUCUUUUUUUGCACAAAAGAGACGUGUUAACGUUAAUAUGCAUUUAUUUUGCACAAAGAAUGUAUUCUAUUGCAGUAUUUUUGUACAUGACUGUAACAUACUGUAUCACAUUGUCAAAUGAACUUUUUCACACCUGUGUCAAUUUGAAUAAAUGUGAUUUUUGCAUUCCA
Molecule: messenger RNA, 5230 nt
Organism: Triplophysa rosa
Lineage: Eukaryota; Metazoa; Chordata; Actinopteri; Cypriniformes; Nemacheilidae
Gene: clcn5b
Product: chloride channel, voltage-sensitive 5b
Exons: 13
Coding region: 240-2636 (798 amino acids)
Biological process (GO): chloride transport; transmembrane transport
Cellular component (GO): early endosome; synaptic vesicle; Golgi apparatus
Molecular function (GO): voltage-gated chloride channel activity
Source: RefSeq, a predicted model, not a curated record